UUUCUUUUCUUUUCUUUUUUCUUUCCUUCUUUUGGUCCGACAACAUGAAUGUAUUCAAUAGACUUAAAUCCAACUCAAACGCAAGUCUGAAGCUUCCAGAGACUGGACUUGUGGAAAAAUUCGGUCCGGUUAUUCACGAACCCAAGCUAACGCCGACCAACAAGUAUACACCCGUUCAACAGGCAACACUGACAAGUGAACAAAAGGAUAAACUUGAAAAACUAAGGAAUUAUAUUGAAUCAAUCAUGCUUCCAAAGGACCAUGAGUACUAUCCUAAUGAGAGGGGGUUUAUUACCGAGGCAACCUUGAAAAGAUAUAUGCGGGCGAGAAAAUGGGACUAUGAGAAUGCAAAGACGAUGUUGGAGAACACAGUACGUUGGAGACGUGACUAUCGUCCUGAUCAACUAGAUCCCGAGUACAUCAAACCUGAAGCGGAAACGGGUAAAAUGUAUUUUAACGGGUUUGAUAAAUGCGGUAGACCUGUCUGGAUUAUGAGACCCCGACUUCAGAAUUCAAAAGACGCAGAUAGACAGAUUAAACAUAUCGUAUUCAGCCUAGAACGAGGAAUUCGGUUGAUGCCAGAAUUAGUAGAAAACUUGGCCAUCAUUGUUGACUUUAAGGAUUCAUCAGCUUCGCAUAAUCCAAGUGUAGCUACUUGUAAAAAGUUUUUGGAUAUUUUAGGAAACCAUUACCCUGAACGACUUGGAAUUGCUUUUGUCGUCAAGUCUCCAUGGUUCUUUUUUGCUACUUUCAAGGUGAUUUCACCCUUCAUGGAUCCAGUGACGAAAAAUAAGAUCAAGUUUGUCUAUGAUUCGGAAAAGGAAAAGGAUACAAAGAGCACGAGUAAUGAAUGGGUUCAUAUACAGGAUUAUAUCGACCCAGAUCAAUUAGAAUGUGAUUUUGGUGGUAAAUUCAACUAUUUAUUUGAAUUGGAGCCUUAUUGGUCAGCACUUCUCGAACGAACUGGAAAUCCAUAUAAAGUUAUUGAGUAUAACUAAAAUGGAACAUGUUUGUAAUAGAUUUUGUGAAAAAAUGCAUUAAAAAAUAACAGAGAACUGUG
Molecule: messenger RNA, 1060 nt
Organism: Rhizopus microsporus ATCC 52813
Lineage: Eukaryota; Fungi; Mucoromycota; Mucoromycetes; Mucorales; Rhizopodaceae
Product: CRAL/TRIO domain-containing protein
Exons: 4
Coding region: 45-998 (317 amino acids)
Molecular function (GO): phosphatidylinositol transfer activity
Source: RefSeq, a predicted model, not a curated record